Molecule: messenger RNA, 1698 nt
Organism: Colletotrichum spaethianum
Lineage: Eukaryota; Fungi; Ascomycota; Sordariomycetes; Glomerellales; Glomerellaceae
Product: 4-coumarate--CoA ligase-like 7
Exons: 2
Coding region: 1-1698 (565 amino acids)
Biological process (GO): secondary metabolic process
Molecular function (GO): CoA-ligase activity
Source: RefSeq, a predicted model, not a curated record
AUGCCGAUCAAAUCACGGUGGUCGGAACCUAUUCCGAACUGCUCUCUGCAGACAUGGAUCUUCGGAUCCUCUUUUGAACCCCUCUCCAACCGCAAGGCUUUCUAUGAUGCAGACUGUCCAGACACCCACUACCUGACCUUCUCUGAUUACCGCCUCGUGGCCAAGCAAAUCGCCAUCGGCCUCCAGGCCGCUGGCCUCAAGCCCGGCGACCGCGUGCUGCUCUUUUCGGGCAACAACCUCUUUUUCCCUGUCAUCUUUCUCGGCGUUCUGAUGGCCGGCGGUAUAUUCACCGGCGCGAACCCGGGCUUCGUUACUCGCGAGCUCGCUCAUCAGCUCAGAGAUAGCGGCGCGAGGUUCAUGGUCGCUGCUGAGGGCAGCCUUGACACCGCUCUGGAAGCCGCGAAGGAAGUCUCCAUACCCGCGAGCAACGUCUUCGUUUUCGAUACCACGAUCCCGAGCUCGAGCAAACCCGAGAAGCCUGUGCAGGGCGGCGCUCGCCACUGGACUGAGCUGGUUGCGCCUAGGGCGCAGGCCGAGAAAUUCCAGUGGGUUGAGCCUUCCGACGCCCGCACGACGACGUGCUGUCUCAACUACAGCUCUGGUACGACGGGCGUGCCCAAGGGCGUUGAGAUCUCCCACUACAGCUAUGUCGCCAACGGCACCGGCGUCGUUAAGGUGUCAGCUCUGGAAGAGGACCACGAGGCCUCCCUCGCUCGCUCCGUCGGCCUCUGCUUCCUGCCCCUCUACCACACCUAUGCGCAGACGUACUUCGUCGCCAACUUCGCCAAACAGGGCAUCCCAGUCUACAUCAUGUCGGGCUUCGACUUCGUUAAGAUGCUUACCUACAUCCAGCGCUACCGUGUUACACAGCUCGUCAGCGUCCCACCCAUCCUCGUCGCUCUGACCAAGCACCCCAUCACCGCAAAGUUUGACCUCAGUAGCCUCGAGAGCGUCGGCUCUGGCGCCGCGCCCCUCGCCGCUGACGUUGCCCGCCAGACAGAGCGCAUCCUCAAGAAGGACGACCUUAUCGUUCGCCAGGGCUGGGGUAUGACUGAAGUCACUUGCACUGCCAUGACCUGGGACCCGACGCGCCUGGAGCGCAGCUCCUCCGUUGGCGAGCUGAUGCCUAACUGCCAGGCGAAGCUCGUUGACGAGGACGGCAGAGAAAUUACCGAGGCCAAGGUGCCCGGUGAGCUGUGGAUCGCGGGUCCGACCGUCAUGCGUGGCUACUGGCGCAAUCCCAAGGCGACGGAAGAGACUAUCGUCACGGACGCUAACGGCAAACGCUGGCUGCGCACAGGAGACGUCGCAUACGUCGAAAAGUAUUCGACGGGCGGUCUCUUCUUCAUCGUCGAUCGCAUGAAAGAGCUUAUCAAGGUCAAGGGCAACCAGGUUGCCCCCGCUGAGCUUGAGGCCCUCCUCCUCGAGCGGCAGGACGUUGCUGACGCCGCCGUCAUCGGCGUCACGAUUAACGGAGAGGAGUUUCCCCGGGCCUACAUUGUCCGGUCGCCUGGAACCAAUGCCACAGGCGAGGAGAUUGCCAAGUGGUUGGAGGAGCGGGUUUCGAAGCACAAGCGCCUCAGGGGCGGUGUUGCGUUUACAGAUGUCAUCCCCAAGAACCCUUCCGGCAAGAUCUUGCGAAAGAUUCUUAGAGAAAAGGCCAAGCAGGAAGUUGGCGAUUCAGUUUCAAAACUGUAG